This is a messenger RNA of Penaeus indicus, 495 nucleotides long. RefSeq lists its product as uncharacterized. Bases 39 to 371 code for a protein of 110 amino acids. Lineage: Eukaryota; Metazoa; Arthropoda; Malacostraca; Decapoda; Penaeidae. The transcript is spliced from 5 exons. The record is from RefSeq and is a predicted model, not a curated record.
CAAUCCUUCCCGACUGAGCGUAUCCAGAUUUCUCCGUAAUGAAGGCGGUCGUUACUCUUGUCGUGGUGGCGGUUUUGGUGACGACUAUGAUGGAGGAAGCCGUAGGUCAUAAUCGCAAUGGUCGUGGAGGAGGAGGCCGCGGGGGACGUGGGCGGGGUCGACGUGGCUCCUGCAUUGGUACACUGUGUGAGGCAGCCGAAGACGCUAAUGCCUGCCGCGAUUGUGUCAGGAAUGUAGAUGGCUCUAAACAGCAGUUUCGUACCUGUGGCCGUCAACUCUCAGUACGUUGCCACAAUAUGACUGCAACCGAAACGGACAGCUUCACAACUUGCCUCACCGAUGCCAUUCCCGAAUUGAGUGACUGCUUUUAACGAAGAAUCGACAAUGAAACGGAACAGGAAAACGGAUCGAUGUCUUUCUGAAAUAAUUCUUCAAUUGGCUUUGACUGUCUGGCACACAUAAAAAAAUAUCCUUUUAAUCACCAAUAAAUAGCAU